UUCCUAAGCACACAGAUACGGAGGCAGGCACUGUAGUAUAGACCCAAGGCGGACGACCUCCAAGUGACCGCGCUCUUGCUACCCUAAGCAAUAUAUUGACUCCUGUUGUUUCCUCGCCAUUUCAUAGUGACCAUAUGAACCUAAUAGAACAGCGAACCCUUGUGCGAAGUCCAUGUUUUUCUUUAAACUUUUUUUUCUAAGAGUCGCGGGUGUGCCAGCGAGAUGAUGCAAGGCUCAUUGCUCUUACUUUUUCUAGCCAGUCUGGGAUCCACAAGUUCCAGACGCUACACUCCGGACUGGAAGUCCCUGGACAGGCGUCCUUCGCCAAGCUGGUUCGAUGAAGCCAAGGUCGGCAUCUUCCUCCACUGGGGAGUGUUCUCGGUGCCCAGCUUUAAAAGCGAAUGGUUCUGGUCCGAAUGGAGCAAUAAAGAUCCGAAGGUCGUGGAGUUCAUGAGACAGAACUACAAGCCCAACUUUACCUACCCGGAGUUUGCGCCCGAGUUCACGGCGCAGUUCUUCGACCCGGACCGUUGGGCGGACCUCUUCUACAAGUCCGGUGCUCGUUACGUGGUGCUGACCAGCAAGCAUCAUGAUGGUUACACGCUCUGGCCUUCAAGCGUGUCCUGGAACUGGAACGCCGGAGACGUUGGACCCAAGAGGGACCUGGUUGGAGACCUCGCCACGGCCAUCAGGAAGAAAGGAGGCGGUGUGCACUUCGGGCUGUACCACUCGCUCUACGAGUGGUUCAAUCCGUUGUACCUGGCAGACAAGGCUGCCCGCUGGACGACGAACGACUUUGUCGUCCGAAAGACCAUGCCCGAGUUGAGGGAAAUUGUCGAAAGGUACAAACCCGAUGUGAUCUGGUCCGACGGCGACUGGGAGGCCAACGACACUUACUGGAACAGUACCGAGUUCCUCGCCUGGUUGUACAACGACAGUCCCGUCAAGUCAAGCGUCGUGGUCAACGAUCGCUGGGGAAUCGGCAUUCCCUGCCAUCACGGUGACUUCUACAACUGCAAGGACCGCUACAACCCGGGAAUCCUGCUGAAGCACAAGUGGGAAAACGCCAUGACCAUCGACAAGCACUCGUGGGGAUACCGGAGGAACGCCAAUCUGAGCGACUACCUCAGCAUCGAGCAACUCAUCGAGAAACUGGCUUCAACCGUGAGCUGCAACGGCAACAUUCUCAUCAACGUCGGGCCGACCAAAGACGGCGUCAUCGAACCCGUCUUCGAAGAGAGACUGCUUCAGCUAGGCAGAUGGCUGGGUGUGAACGGAGAGGCCGUCUACGGCUCGAAGCCCUGGAAGCACCAGAACGACACACUCACCCCGGGCAUCUGGUACACGACCAACAAGGACAUGGACGUGGUCUACGUGUUCGUCCUCAAGUGGCCCAGGCUCAAUAAGUUGACGCUGGAGUCUCUAGUUCUUUCCCGGAAAGCGAGGAUUACCAUGUUGGGUCUUAACGAUGGCCUGUUUCAGUGGGAUCAUGCUGGAGGGAGCGACGAUUCCUCCCGGAGAACAGUGACGAUCCUGUUCCCACCCCUUACGCCAGACCUUCUGCCGACUCCAUGGGCUUGGGUGCUUAAAGUCGAAGGGGCGCUCUAGAGAGGGCAUCAUCUGGAAAAUGCGUUUGAUGCAGAAAAUGUCCGACGUCUUGUUAACUGCUUUCAUUGCCUCAAAUCUGAGUUUGUUUCAAUGUCAUGUUGUAUAAGGCAAGCUUCCUUUUGUUUACAUAGCUCACACUUGAUGUCACCGCAUUGUGCUGGCAGUCAUUCUAGCUUGCUCUUGCCGAGGUAACCAAAUUAGAUAGUGUCAAAUGUGGGAUAAAAACGUGCUCAGCAACAAGGCCACCUCAAUGGCCUCUUGUGUGACGUCAGUGCCGGACACAUGUCAACGUUACUAGAUUUACUUCAGUUAUAGAACUCGGCCGGAGAAAGACCCCCCCCCCCCCCCCCCCCCCCCCCCGCCCCCCCGCCCUUUCACUCUGCUCAGCCCGCCUCCUGUUAUAGCCUUCAAACGUUUGAAGCGCCAUCUAGAUUUUCGUUUCAAAACUGUGUUCGAUUGAGUAUGAUGAAACGACAUAUAGACGGGGGCUGUGCUUCGAAACAUAAAUGAGUAAACGAAUACAUUGCAGAUGCCAUAGCAGUUGGCUGUGGCGCGUCGAACGAUGGGAGGCAAGCGAUGGAGGGCACUGUUCGUGGAAGCAGUCUACGGGCAGUUCCGUAGCUGUGCUAAUCCAGUAAAGUUGGAACGUAUAGUGGCUGCCAUAGUUGUGUGUGUCGCUGUCGAUCGCGUGCUAAAAGCGAGCUUUCACCAGACUCAUUUCAUGUCGUCGAAGCAAUAGACCCUUUUCAAAAGUCCAUCAAGCAAAACUGAACGCCGCCAUUGCUUAGACACGAAGCGUGUGAUUGGAUCCGAGUGCUUGUCCGCAAUACAUGCACAGAGUGCGUGCCCAAAAAUGGCGGACUCGGGUAGUUGUCGCGGCAGCUGCUAGAUGGCGCGCACUUAAAGUGUCAAUUAUGCUCGGCAGACUCUAUGUGGCUUUACUGACAGAUCGUGCUGAUGACAUGGGAAUACUUUUUAUUGGUAAGUGUAUCUAUAUAGAUGUUUGCAUACAGCCCCGCUUCAAAAGCUAGUCUGACCAUUGUGCGUGGAAAAUGCUCUGUUGAUGCAUUAGUCUUGCAGUAGUGGGCACUCCUUAGCCAGGCCUGACUAUCAGACGAUCUGCAUGCGCCUGCAGCAGAAGAGCGGCACCCAGAGGCCGUUCUGGCAAACGCGUACACGGUGAUUCACAAAACGCAGGUCCAACUGUUCCCGUGGAAGCUAUAAUUUUUGGUGCAACGUUUUGUGAAACACGCUUUUACACCUGAUGCACAUUUUAGGGGGUGCAAGGUUUUUUUCGUGAGUGCUAUACGUACUUUUUUAUUGCAAUCAAAUGUGUGCCAGCUCACUAUAACGAAAUUCAUUGAUAAUCUAUUCCAAACCUUGUUUGUUUUCUUUUAAACAAGAAAUGGUCAAAAAAACUACUCGAAAAGUGUGUAUUAAUACAAAUUGUAUGUUUUAGAAAUAAAAAGGCUCAGUUGCGCAAAUAUUCAGGAUGUUUAUGUUUAAUUAGAAAAUUUAAAAAGA
Messenger RNA from Ixodes scapularis (black-legged tick), 3132 nucleotides. Its product is annotated as alpha-L-fucosidase. Gene Ontology annotation, biological process: glycoside catabolic process; fucose metabolic process. Gene Ontology annotation, molecular function: alpha-L-fucosidase activity. The transcript is spliced from 2 exons. Bases 223 to 1608 code for a protein of 461 amino acids. The record is from RefSeq and is a predicted model, not a curated record. Gene Ontology annotation, cellular component: lysosome. NCBI's taxonomy places the organism in Eukaryota, Metazoa, Arthropoda, Arachnida, Ixodida, Ixodidae.